GGCAGGGGCCGGCUAUGAAGGAGGAUCCCACCGGUCGCGGUGCUCCCACCCCCGCCCAGGCGGAGUACGGCGCCCGCAACCCCGAGCUGUUCGGCCGGCCGGGUGUGACUGCGGUGAUGCCGGCAGCCAACAUCUCCUCCACACUCGCAUCAGACAUGCCCGUGCUCACCAACCCGGGUGCGGCGGUUGAGGCGGUUGACAACGGCGAGACGGUGGUUGCGGACCGCAACAGCUCCGACACCAAGAUGUACGUGCCGCAUGUGGACCAGCUGUCGGAGCGGCUGGGUCGUGCCGAGCUGGCCCCCGCCGGCACCACUGUGGUUCGCGGCAGCCGAGACAAGGUGGUGGAGAAGGAGUACGGCGGGGGCGGGGGGGCGAGGGGGGACGCGGAGCCCGCGGCCGACCAAUACACACGCAAGACUGUUGACUACGUGGAGGAGAAGGUGGGUAUGGCCACCCGGCCGCUGGAGGCGCGCGACUUCUACGCCACCUGCGAGACGCCCUCCGAGCCCUUCUCCACCCUCAAGCAGCAAAACAACACCGACGGCACCGCAUGCGACAUGUGCCAGUGCGCGCCAUGCCAGUGCGACAAGAUGGCCAAGGGCUUCCCGUACGAGCUGACCCCCCAGGAGCAGAAGCGCUCCGGCAGGCCCUCCGUGCACAACGCACGCAAGGCGGUCACCGGCAGCAAUGCGCAUGCGGCACACGACUACAAGCUGCACUCCAAGACCCGCAGCGAGGAGCACGGGCAGGUGGAGUUCCGCACGCGCGAGUAUGUGGGCAACGUGCAGCAGCAGGGGGUGGGCAGCGUGGAGGAGCUGUCGGCGCGGGAGCGGGAGAAGCUGGA
Messenger RNA from Astrephomene gubernaculifera, 847 nucleotides. NCBI's taxonomy places the organism in Eukaryota, Viridiplantae, Chlorophyta, Chlorophyceae, Chlamydomonadales, Astrephomenaceae. The record is from the annotation of a GenBank genome assembly.